AUGUCUGAUCGCUUUCUGGACAUUCGGGCUAUGCAACACGAUCCCUAUAUAUUGAUGCUUUCUGCAGCAGAGGAUAUCAUCGAUAAGGACCAUAUUCAUCAUGGGCAUAUCAAUGGCACUUGUCCGGUAGAACGCGGCACUCAACAUUGCCAGGGUACCAAAUCGACUGGUCACGUUUUGUUAGCUGAUAUUCUCCCUAGUUUAUUCAUCAAGAUUUUCGUCAUGUUUUUCUUGCAAGCAGUACCUUACUGGAUCCGUCAUACUCUCGUUAUAAUCUCUCAAAUGGGCGCUCUAUUGAUCGUGGCCACCGCCAAAAGCUAUUCCAUGGCAAUACUCGGCGUUUCCCUAAUCUCAGCCGCCGGGGGGUUGGGCGAAUCAUCGAUGGUAUCCUAUUCUUCUCAUUUUGCUGCCUCGACUACGAUAGCAUGGGCAUCGGGCACUGGGGCUGCUGGCAUGAUUGGCUCUAUCCUCUACGCCGGGAUGACCGAACCACACUUGGGAAAUCUGACAGCAGAAACUGCAUUGAUGUUAAUGUUGUUCUUCCCGAUUGCGUACACCACCGUAUUCUAUCUGGUACUCGAUCAUUCCUCCAAAAAAGACGUUGAAAAAUCGCUGGAAUUGGUGAAGGGAAAUUGGAUGGAAAAAGCUGUGCUAAUCAAGUCACUUCUUCGCUUCGCCAUCCCCCUAAUCCUGGUCUACAUGGCCGAAUACACGAUUAAUCAAGGAUUCACCCAAUUGAUCGUUUUGAUUGUGCGGAAUGGAAUGGGGCUGACGGCCAAGAGCCAAUAUCGAUGGUUUCAGGUGGUCUACCGUGCCGGGACCUUCAUCUCCAAAUCCUCACUUUCCAUCAUCGAUUUCCCCGUCUGGGUCCUCUACUUAUUACCCGUACUUCAGGUCGGAAAUGCGAUCUUCUUCUACCUGGAAGCCCUGUUCGCCUUCCUGCCCCAUAUCGCCGUCGCAUUCUCCCUAAUUUGCAUGGAGGGAUUGAUGGGUGGAUCGAGUCUUGUCAAGACGUUCAGCCAUAUACAUAAAAACGCCAAAAAAGAAGACAAAGAGUUUUCACUGGCCGUGAUGACGACAUCAGACUCGAUUGGAAUCGUGGGAGCCUCAUUUUUGGCGAUAUGGCUGCACAACCUGAUUUGCCAGCAGCUUGAAUGGCGGGUGAUG
Mesorhabditis spiculigera is the source of this 1167-nucleotide messenger RNA. Lineage: Eukaryota; Metazoa; Nematoda; Chromadorea; Rhabditida; Rhabditidae. The record is from the annotation of a GenBank genome assembly.